ACUUGUGCUACCGUGCAAGCUGUGACGCUACGUUAAUUUAAAAGAAAUUGAUUAAAUCAACUACACGUCAUUUAUAAAUAACAAAAGACGCAGGAGAAACAAUAAAAUAGUUUGGCAGUCUUAGUUUACAGCACAACGCGCGAGUAAAACAGCAGUAAAACGGAGCGGUGCGAAAAAGGAGCGUCGCAGAGCGCGGCAAUACGGUAGAGGCCUUUGAACCGGCAGCAGGGCGGUCGGCGCGCGCCCCACUUCUCGCGCUUCGCGCACGCCGGUCCCUAUCUCGCGCUCUGCGACUCGUUGGACAGCCCGGACAUGUCGUCGAACGCGCUGGUUCUGGUAGGGGCGCGCUGGCUGGCCGACGCUCUCAAGAGCCAGAAGCUGGGAGCAGCGCUCCGCAUUCUCGACGCGUCGUGGUACCUGCCCAAAAUGCAGCGGAACGCGAGGCUCGAGUUCCGCGAGCGACACAUCCCGGGGGCCUCCUACUUCGACAUCGACCACUGCAGCGACAGGACGUCCCCGUUCGACCACAUGCUGCCCACCGAGCACGAGUUCGCGGAGUACGUGGGCCAGCUGGGCAUCGCCAACGACACGCACGUGGUGGUUUACGACGCGAGCGACUUGGGCUCCUUCUCGGCGCCGCGGGUCUGGUGGAUGUUCCGCGUGUUCGGACACGGCGCGGUGUCCGUGCUGGACGGCGGCCUCAGGCACUGGAUCCGGGAGGGACACCCGGUCACGGCGGAGCCGUCGAAGCCCGAGGCCGCGGUGUUCAGCGCGCGUCUCAACCGCUCCUGGGUGAAGACGUACGAGGACGUGCUGGACAACCUGGAGACGAAAGCGUUACAGGUGGUGGACGCCAGGACGCCGGGGAGGUUCAGAGGAGUGGAGCCAGAGCCGAGAGACAAUACUGAGCCUGGCCACAUCCCCAACUCCAUCAACAUGCCAUUCCCCUCCUUCCUGGAUGCUUCUGGGCUCGAGAAGCCACCCGAGGAGCUGGAAAAGAUGUUCCGGGACGCUGGAGUUGACCUGUCGAAGUCUGUCUGCGCGUCCUGCGGCUCGGGGGUCACGGCCUGCCACGUCGCCCUGGCUGCCCACCUGUGCGGCUAUCCGGGCGUUUCCUUGUACGAUGGCUCCUGGUCCGAGUGGUACGCCAGGGCUGCUCCCGAGCACAUCAUCUCAGAGGGCAGAGGGAAGCACGUGUAACUGAUCGCUGGCGCUCCAGGUUGCGCCGUCACGUGUUUGUUCUUCACGUGGGCCUGAAGUGGGUUGGUGACUAAGGAGAAGGAGUUAGGUCUGUGUAGAUGACUAUCGUUCUCAAAGGAGGAAUGUUAACUAUUUUGAUUACAUUUAUCGAUGCUGUAGAUGACAAUUAAUUGAUAUGCUGUGUAAAUAAAGAAGCGCUAUAAUGCAUUAGAUAUUGAGCACAAUGGUGUAAAAUGUUUGACUGGAGGGAUGCGAAGGAAAAGGUUUCAUCCGGCUGUGUACCUGUAUGUAAAUCAAAACCGUGCUGUGGUCUUGAACGGAAAACAUCAAUUUUUUUUUU
Messenger RNA from Scleropages formosus (Asian bonytongue), 1540 nucleotides. RefSeq names its product mercaptopyruvate sulfurtransferase (gene mpst). The transcript has 2 exons. Gene Ontology annotation, molecular function: thiosulfate-cyanide sulfurtransferase activity. Gene Ontology annotation, cellular component: mitochondrion. Lineage: Eukaryota; Metazoa; Chordata; Actinopteri; Osteoglossiformes; Osteoglossidae. Bases 313 to 1200 code for a protein of 295 amino acids. The record is from RefSeq and is a predicted model, not a curated record.